AUGGGAUCGUGUCUCUCAGGAGCUUCUUCAGCUCCUUCUCCUCAUAAUAAUUAUCAUGAUUCUUCUUCUUCUUCAUCUUCGAGAAGAAACUAUUCGCGUGAUUCGAGUGCGGAAAUGAGGUUGCACAGAGUUCCUGGAAGAGUUUUCUUGAAUGGUUCAUCUCCUUUUGCGUCGUUGUUUUGUAGACAAGGUGGCAAGGGUGUAAAUCAAGAUGCAAUACUUCUUUGGGAGAUGUUUGGUGAUGCGGAUGAUACUGUAUUUUGUGGUGUGUUUGAUGGACAUGGACCACAUGGACAUGUGGUUGCGAAGAAAGUUAGAGAUUGUUAUCCUUUAAAGAUAAUGGAGGAAUGGAAUUCACGUCGCCGCGGUGAUGAUGAUGAUGGUGGUAAAACUAGUAACAAUAACAAGGAUGAUAUUUUAAAGAUGAUGAGAGAAUUGUUUUUGAUGGCGUCUAAGUUUGUGGACAAAGAACUCAAACUUCAUUAUGCCAUGGAAUCUUUUGGAAGUGGGACUACAGCUGUUACAUUGUUCAAGAAGGGCCAAGAACUAGUAACAGCAAACGUAGGAGACUCUAGAGCUGUUUUAGCAACCCUAGAUUCAAAUGGUUCUCUUAAACCACGUCAGUUGACGACCGACCUCAAACCAAAUCUUCCAAGGGAACUCGAAAGAAUAAGAAUUUGCAAAGGAAGAGUUUUCGCUCUCAACAACGAAUCAGAUGUUGCUAGAGUUUGGCUACCAAAAGUCGAUUCUCCAGGCCUAGCCAUGUCGCGUGCUUUCGGUGACUUUUGCCUUAAGAACUUUGGACUCAUAUCUGUCCCUGAAGUUGCCUAUCAUCGCCUCAAUAACCAAGACCAGUUUGUUGUCUUGGCCACAGAUGGUAUAUGGGAUGUUCUGUCUAACAAAGAAGUUGUCAACAUUGUGGCAUCUGCUCCACGAGCUUCUGCGGCUAAACAACUUGUUGAAUCAGCUGUUCAAGCAUGGAAGACGAGGCUUCCAACUUCUAAGCUUGAUGAUUGUUCUGCAGUUUGCCUCUUCUUUCAUCCAAACACCAAUAAUACCCCUAAGAGAAACACUAGUACAACUGUGGGAGAGAAAGGAGUAAUAGAAUCACAUGACAAAACAAAACAAAGGCACCAAUAG
This is a messenger RNA of Vicia faba (fava bean), 1140 nucleotides long. The record is from the annotation of a GenBank genome assembly. Lineage: Eukaryota; Viridiplantae; Streptophyta; Magnoliopsida; Fabales; Fabaceae.